Molecule: messenger RNA, 766 nt
Organism: Paramecium primaurelia
Lineage: Eukaryota; Ciliophora; Oligohymenophorea; Peniculida; Parameciidae
Source: the annotation of a GenBank genome assembly
AUGAAGUUUGGAACAGUUGGUGCAAUAUCUGCUAUUUCUAGAUCAAAGAGAUCUUAAUAAUAUAUCCCUGGAAAGAAUGAAGAUAUAGAGUUGACUGAGAAAUAGUUGAAUCGUAUUUUAUAUUGAUUAUGAGGUAGAUGCAGAAAAAAUAAUGAAAAGCAUUUCAAAAGAUAAAAAGUCAUUAAUUUUAUAUAGAGUUCCUGUAUUGUAUUAUAAUAAUCAUUUGGCUUAGUAUUUGGGGAAUAGGGAUAUUGAUAAUUUUGUUAUCUUUAUAUUUGCUUUACAAUUUGAUUUGGGGAUUGGAAGGGAAAGUGUUUAAGUAGGGAACUACAUGGUGGUAGUAUUUUGUUAGUUUUAUUAUUAUGGGAAUAGGGAUCAGUUUUUUGAUUGCUAUAAAGAGGGAGAAGCUAAUAUUCAAUAAAGAAGUAAAAUGAAAUAUAUACUUAGAGAGAUGAGAUAAUAUUGUGUUAUAGAAAUAUUUGUUGUCAAAAGAAUGUUAUGGAAUAGAAAAUUUCACAUUUAAGUAAUAUGAGAAUGGUUAAGAGAGGGAUGGAUUGUAAUAUUAUUAUGGUUUAUUGUUGUAGCAAUCUAGAAUUCUACUUUACAUUAUAAGAUUGUGCUUUCUUUUAAUGAUGGAUAAUAUUUUGAAAUAUUGGAAGGGAAGAGUGAAUACAAAAUAAAGGGUCAAUUUAUACAGAUAGCUAAAUAUAUCAAUUAUGCAUAUUAAGAUCUUUAAAUAGUUGAUGAAACAUUCCAAGUAAGAUGA